GGAUAAGGGCACCACUACUCCUGGGACGUCAGAAAUUUCGUCUGCCGUAGUGACCGGUUUAGAUCAGGCCUACCAGAAGUUUUCCUCCGCCGCCCGAGCCUUCUCCCAGGCCCAGGACGAGGCCAGGAACGCCGAGCAAGCUCUGGAGAGCGCUCAAGCGUCCGUGAGCAGCGCGGGUGGAGAGGCGGUGGCCAAAGCCGUGGUGACAUCCCGAGAGGACGCAGUGGACAUCAUUACGAGAGCACGCGCUGAGGCCAGGGCGAAAGUGCUGGCGGCUCGCCGGGACUACGUGUCCGCUGUGGCCAAAGCUCACGCCAAGAUCACCGUGCUGAAAUUAGUGGAGAAGAGAUUCCGCGCUCUGGCUGUCACCUUCGCGAAGGCGCGCCUCUACGCCAGCUCAGCCAUCGCUGCUCUCAAAGGAAGCUCCCAGAAGGGAGCCAGCUACGCUACCGCUUUGGCCACGGCCAAAUCUCGAGUGGCCAAGAUGAAAAUUGUGGAGAAGCGGUUCAUCGCCAUGGCCAAGGCAUACGCCAAUGCAAGACGCGAGGCCAUCCGCCUGGUUAAGGCAGUCCGCAAAGCAGCUUUUGCUAUGGCGCAAGUUUUCGCUUCCUCCACUGCCAAAGUAUCCGCUGCCGUGGAGCUUGCCACGGCAAGUGUGUCUAAGGCCCUUACCGUUGCCAAGGCAACGAGUAUCGCUAAGGCCAUUGCUACUGUAAACGCGGUGGAGGAUGAUCGUGAUGAGGCAUACGAAGAGUUGCGUGUAGCAGCAGUUGCUUUGGCAGAAUCGAGAUCGAACCUAGAGGCAAUUGUCGCCAGUCAUGGAGCUGCUUCUGUCACGGGAUCCGCCUUGGCAGGGGGAGACAGUGCAGGAGCCUCGGGAGAAGAUACCGCCUCCCAGACCAGUUACGGCGACAGCCCCACGCGGCUCAGCUCCACCUACUCUCGAGUGGACGACAAGGCUGCCGCAAGUGUUGCUCUAACUACUGGCUCCAACACCGACAAGACGGAUACUAUGGCAUCUUACUGACACUACGAAUAAAAACACAAAGCAUAUAAUAUGAAAUGGCAAA
Messenger RNA from Aplysia californica (California sea hare), 1070 nucleotides. RefSeq names its product tol-Pal system protein TolA. The record is from RefSeq and is a predicted model, not a curated record. NCBI's taxonomy places the organism in Eukaryota, Metazoa, Mollusca, Gastropoda, Aplysiida, Aplysiidae.